Molecule: messenger RNA, 3674 nt
Organism: Manis pentadactyla (Chinese pangolin)
Lineage: Eukaryota; Metazoa; Chordata; Mammalia; Pholidota; Manidae
Gene: ASB4
Product: ankyrin repeat and SOCS box containing 4
Exons: 6
Coding region: 193-1590 (465 amino acids)
Molecular function (GO): protein binding
Source: RefSeq, a predicted model, not a curated record
GUAUCGUGAGGGUUAUCCUUCAUAUGACACGAUAUAUUGGUCAAUGAAUCAGUUAGUCAGAGAACCAAAGGACCUGAAAAUGCAGUGGCAGCCAAGAAGGAUAUUUUGAAGUUUGAAAUGAUCCCUAUAUAAAUAGACCGGAUCAGCAUAACUUCGGGAUAAAAUUAGCCGGCAGUUUGUGGGCUAUCCAGCAUGUGCCCGUUCGCUUAUCCCAACACAGCUUCCAGAGGGAGGGGAAGUAUGGACGACGAUGACACCCCGGUCACUAAGUCUGCGGCUGCCAAGUUACUUAAGAGAAAUUUCCUUGAGGCUUUAAAGUCAAAUGACUUUGGAAAAUUGAAGGACAUUUUAAUUCAAAGGCAAAUAGAUGUGGACACAGUUUUUGAAGUUGAAGAUGAGAAUAUGGUUUUGGCAUCUUAUAAACAAGGUUAUUGGUUGCCUAGUUACAAAUUGAAGUCUUCCUGGGCAACGGGUCUGCAUCUCUCUGUCUUGUUCAAUCACGUGGAAUGUCUUCUGGUGCUACUGGACCACAAUGCUACAAUCAACUGUAGACCCAACGGGAAAACUCCUCUGCAUGUAGCUUGUGAAAUGGCCAACUUGGACUGUGUUAAGAUCCUCUGUGACCAUGGAGCCAAGCUCAACUGCUUCUCCUUAAGUGGACACACAGCUUUACACUUCUGUACAACUCCAAGCUCCAUUCUCUGUGCCAAGCAAUUGGUUUGGAGAGGGGCAAAUGUGAACAUGAAGACCAACAACCAGGAUGAGGAGACGCCCUUGCACACAGCGGCCCACUUCGGCCUCUCUGAGCUGGUAGCCUUCUACGUGGAGCAUGGGGCCGUUGUGGACAGUGUGAACGCCCACAUGGAGACCCCGCUGGCUAUUGCCACCUACUGGGCCCUCCGCUUCAAGGAGCAGGAAUACAGCAGCGAGCACCACCUCACCUGCCGGAUGCUGCUCGACUACCAUGCCGAGGUCAAUGCCCGGGAUGAUGACUUUAAGUCUCCGCUCCACAAGGCAGCCUGGAACUGUGACCACGUGCUCAUGCACAUGAUGCUGGAAGCUGGCGCCGAAGCCAAUCUCAUGGAUAUCAAUGGCUGUGCUGCCAUCCAGUAUGUGCUGAAGGUCACUUCUGUGCGACCGGCUGCCCAGCCUGAGAUCUGCUACCAGCUACUGUUGAACCAUGGGGCUGCUCGAAUAUACCCUCCACAGUUCCAUAAGGUGAUACAGUCUUGCCAUUCUUAUCCCAAAGCAAUCGAAGUAGUAGUCAACGCCUAUGAACACAUCAAGUGGAAUGUGAAGUGGAAAAGAGCUAUCCCCGAUGAUGACUUGGAGAGAUACUGGGAUUUUUACCAUUCUCUCUUCACUGUGUGCAGUAACUCUCCGAGGACUCUCAUGCAUUUAUCAAGAUGUGCCAUUCGAAGAACAUUACACAGCAGAUGUCACAGAGAUGAUUUCCACGGGCUGCAUCAGCUGACUUGCCCCCUCGCUUCCUCGUGGGUUCAGACAAUGCGAUGCGAUGACCAGAAGGAGACUGACGGGCAGGAGGAGAUGGCUGGGGACUCUAACAGGCCUCCUCUUGAUGGUGGCUGAAUUCCCUUCCCAAGACCGCAGCUCCUGUUAGGAGUCCUCCUCCUAAGCUACUGUCUCCCUGGGCUAUAGUAACUGCUUCCUCCACUUGUCCCUGCAGACCUAGGGGUAGUCCAGGCUACCUCCUGUUGCUUUUGUCCCAGGUGCUUCCUCAUUCCUUGCUACCUACAUGUCUGUAAGUAGUCCUUGAUGAAAUUCUCUUCAGUUGUCUCUAUCGAAUGUGCAAUUCAUUUCCUUGACUGUGACAGGUCAAUGAGAGCUUGGGUGGCCAUCCGAUGGUAAGUGUUCUCGGUGUUGGGAGAAGACAGAGGUCACUGUGGACCUCAGCUGUGACCUGAAGAAGGGUGGCAUUUGGGUAAGUAGGGUAAGUGAGUGGCCUCAGUGAAGUGUGAGAGCUGGAAUGCACAAUGAGUAUUCACCGUCACCAGUUAGAUAAGAUUGAUGGAAGUAGAAGAUGAUUAUCUGUGUGGAGUAGAAGAUGAGGUUGGCAGGGCUGGGUGGGAUCAAAUUAUGAAAUGUCUUGAAUCACAGGGAAGCACAGUGAGGAACCAAUAGAAUAUUAUUGCCAUCAUAUUUUAUAUCCUAUAGUUAUUAUCAUAAUCAUUCUUUUUCCAAACUUAUAACUUUUAUAGUAAUAAUAAUUAUCAUACACUGCAUAACACCUACAUGGUGUUUUAUCAUUCUGAGAGCACUUUCAUAAUGCUUAACACAGGUAAUUGCCUUUACCAUUGCUUUCAACUCUUCUUCUAGGCCAAAAAAGAAAAGAAGAAACAAUUCUGAAGAUUUAGAUGUGAAAGAAAAAUAUCCAAACAUGACAUUAGCUAACUCUUUUCUUCUCAUAUAAAACACUCUAAUCAUGUGGAAUGAUUUACUAGAGCAAAAAUGGGAUUAUAGCCUGACAUUUUUUUUAUAUCAAAAGCUAAAUAAUAUUUUGUAAUUGCAUAAAAAGAAAAAGGGGAAAUUGUUCUUUCAGGACAUCAGAGGAUGAAAGAACAGAGGUAAAAUUUGGAGUUCUAGGGCUGCUUGUAAUUCUGGCCCUGGCAGUGUUCAAGUGAUAAACUGUUUACAGGAGCACUGCCAUCAUUACUGCCCUUCAGGAGCCCCAGAAUGCCUGGCACUGCUGAAGUCAGAAGGACGAUGAAAGGCCUCUCCUUAGAAUAUCCGUAGAGAAAGCUUAGGCAGCCUCGAAUUGUUCCAAAGUAACCUUUGGCUUGUUUUGCACUAAAGAUACUUACAAAUAAACUGCAAAGUAUUUGCUCCCAUGUAUUAGGAGUGCAGUGCGGCCCAGGGGAAAAAAUAUGAAUUUUGAAAUUCAAUAGUUUGGAUUUUAAUUUUGAUUGUGCCAUUUAAUAUCUGUGUGAACUUGAGCCAGUUUCUUAAUAUGAGGGUCAAUUUAUUUGGAAAAUAGUAAUUAACGACCUGACUUACAGACUCUUUAGGGAGCUGAAUGAAACAAUUUAUGUAAAGCCUUUAUGUAGUUGAACCCCAAUAAAUGCUCUGACAGUACCUGCAUCUGCUUCGGGGUGGGGGUGGAGGGAUUAUGUAGACUAUGUGGAGGACAGAUACAGCUCCUAAAACGUUUGUGUGCACAGGCCAGAGAAGUGGCCUGCGUUUUCUUACUGCAUUUUAACACCAACGACUUUCCUGUGGUGCAAACUCUCUGCAGCGAACUGUUCCAAGCUGUCUCUGUUAAUGCUUCUCUGCUCUUGGCAGCCUGGCCUGGAGAAGGCAAGGCAGGAGUGCUUUCUCCUUGCCUUGAAUCCGCUGUGGAACUCCUGGCUCCUCCGGAGCGGGAAACGCAGCCCUGGGGAAGAUUCAACCUGAGAGCUCAGGGAAGACAAAGGCAUUCUGGGGCACUUUCAUUAAUCUCGUGGUUACAGUUUCAAACAAAUCUGCUCUACCCUUCGCUGAAAAGAGAUUUUGGAAAUCAGGAAGAGAUUUUAGAAUCACAGGUUUCUUCUCUGUGGUUGCAUCAUCUGGAAUAAAAAAAAAAAUUGCAGUUAGUUUCUGAGUAGCUGAUGAAAUAAAUAGACAACUUCAUUUAUAAUUCUAUUCAUUUCAUUUCCCUUCUUUCUGCCUACUUCCCU